This is a messenger RNA of Thyridium curvatum, 1689 nucleotides long. RefSeq lists its product as uncharacterized. The record is from RefSeq and is a predicted model, not a curated record. Gene Ontology annotation, cellular component: plasma membrane. Lineage: Eukaryota; Fungi; Ascomycota; Sordariomycetes; Thyridiales; Thyridiaceae. The transcript has 4 exons. Bases 1 to 1689 code for a protein of 562 amino acids. Gene Ontology annotation, molecular function: nucleobase transmembrane transporter activity. Gene Ontology annotation, biological process: transmembrane transport; nucleobase transport.
AUGACAGGCAAUACCUCUCUUUUCAAACGGCUCGUCCGCCGACUCGAGGUCAACCGGGAUACGGAGGAUGUAGACAUCUAUGUCAACAAAGACACUCGGCCAUUGCCACCGUCUCGUCGCACUUAUGGCCCGUGGGAGUUUGUGGGCCUGUGGAUGAUCACAGGUUCUUUCAAUGUCGGUGGUUGGACAACCGGAUCGGCGCUGAUCUCUCUCGGUCUCAAUGUCUGGCAAUCAAUGAUCUGUAUCAUCAUAGCUCACACAUUUGUGGGCUUCGUUUGCAUUGCCGGUGGUCAUCCUGGUGCCCGCUGGCACAUUGGAUUUCCCUUGUGGAUGAAACAGAACUGGGGCGUAUGGGGCUACUUGUUUCCAAUGGCUAUCCGGGUCUUCCUCUCUUUCGUCUGGACCUCAACAAACACCUGGUACGGUAGCCAGUGCCUCAAGGUCCUCCUGACAUGCAUCUGGCCUUCAUUUCUGAAGCUAGACACCCCCCUCGCUGACGGCGCUAUGCGUGUAUAUGACUUCGUCUCGUUCAUCAUUUACGUCCUUCUAUGCUUGCCACUUAUGUGGUUCAGCCCCGAGAAUUACCGCAAGCCCUUUCUGUUUGCCUCGACUACCGUCGCCACGGGGGUGUUCUCUCUUCUCAUCUGGUGUACUGUCCGUGCAGGUGGAGGCGGAGCUCUGCUGGCCGAUGUGAGUGGCAUCUCGGGAGUAAAGCCCGCCCAAGGAGCAGCACUCGGAUGGGCUUUCAUGUCUGCCAUCAACGCGAAUAUCGGCGGCAUCGCGACCCAUAUGUGGACCCAGUCAGACUACACCCGCUAUGCCCGCCGGCCCGGGGAUCAGAUUCUCGCGCAGCUGGUCAUGGUGCCGCUCGGCACGAUUGUCGUGGCCGGCAUCGGGAUCGUGUCCACCUCGUGCGCGGCGACGUUGUAUCCCUCAGAGAAGAAGCUCCUUUGGCAGCCGUAUGCUCUCCUCGAUGCUGUACGUCGCCACGAGGACAACUCCGGAGCCCGCGCGGGUGUUGCCUUUGCAAGCAUUGCCUUUAUGCUGUCUCAGUUCGGCAUGGUGGUUGCAUGCAACUCUGUCAUUGCAGGAAUCGACUUGGCUGCCUUGCUUCCGCGCUGGUUUACCGUGCGCCGUGGUGGUUACCUGACCAUCCUGUUUGUGUUCAUCAUGCAGCCUUGGUCGCUGUACAAUUCCGCAACAAACUUCUUGACCGUUGUGGGGAGCUUCAACGUCUUCCUCGGCCCAUUGAUGGGUAUCAUGUUUGCAGAUUACUUCAUCCUGAGAAAGAGAACCAUGAAGCUUACGGCGCUAUAUGGAAACAAGCCAAGUUGCAUCUAUUGGUACACGGGUGGGUGGAACUGGCGUUGCGGUAUCGCGUUUGUGCUCGGUGUGUGGUUCCUCGUGCCGGGUCUGGCACAAAGGGCGAUCGCUCCGACCGACCUCUGGGGCGGGUGGACAAGGUUGUACCAAAUGUCAUGGUUUGUUGGCUGUGCUGUGGCUGGGGUCGUCUAUAUUGCUCUGGACUUCUUCUGGCCUAUGCAGGACAAGCUGGCUGUGGAUGAUGUGGAUGUGUUUGGAACUUUCAGUGAGGUAGAGGUCCUGAGAGGUGUCGAGAGCGAGACUGAACAUCCUUCCACUCCGGGUUACGAGAAGGAGGAGCCGGCUGACAAGGUGCUCGGUGUAUGA